GCGCUGAGGGGGGAAGAGGUUAGGUGACGCGGAGGGCUGUUAAAUGUUUGUCAAGAGGAUGUUUUAAGGAAAGAUUAGACGGGGGGAAAAAACAAACUUUCCCUGGAAGUUUUCCUUGCAGAAAAAAGAAUAUAAAUAUAUAUUCCAUUAACUGAAGGAAGAUGAAAACUGACAGGGACGGAGGGGAGAUGAUGGGAGUGACCGUUAACAGAUUCGUGGAAGGUAAGAGCUUGAACCAUGAACGAGAGGCUCCGUCCUCGGUCAUGGCCAAGAAUGGAUACUUCUAUCAGGAAAUGGAGCAGAGGGAGGGAGACAGGCAGGAGGAAGGGAGCGAGGACCGGGAGGAGGGUCAGGACUCUCCUAUCCCAUCAGGAGAUGACAUUCAUCUCUACGGCAACCAGACACACCAAGGAGGGACAGAUUCUGAUGUCCAUGGCUGCGUCUUGCUCAAUACAUCACGUAGAUAUGUAAAGCUGAUGAAUUUUGAGGAGGAGGUGAGGGCUCACAGGGAUCUGGAUGGCUUCUUGGAAAGGGCGAGUAUUCUGCUGCACGAGGACGAGGCGUCGCUGGACGACGUGCUGAAGACGAUGCUCCGGCACAUCUCGCAGGACCCGCACACGGCCGAGCCUGGCUGCAACUUUGAGGAGAUCAUGAGCUCGCUGUUCACUGAUGCUGGCUCACAGGAGGUCAAUGACAGGUCUCCCAAUUUCCUUUUCUAUGAUAAGGUGCACUUGCUGUCGGAGACACUGCAGUGUGUGACAGCUACCGCUACGGGCAUCCAGUACCAGCAGUCUUGGCUCUGCAUCCUUUGCAAUGUGAAGACCUUACAAAGGCGGCAUGUGUGCAUCUCUCGGUUGGACCGGCCUCAGAACUGGGGGGAGAACUGUGCUGAGGUCCGCUACGUCAUCCUUAUACUUGCACCGCUUAAGAUGAAAAGCACUAAGACAGCAAUGGAGUUAGGCCGGACGUUUGCAAGCAUGUUCUCAGACAUCUCAUUCAGGCAGAAGCUACUGGAGAGUAAGACUCCAGAGGAGUUUAAAGAGGCACUGGUCAUUCAGAGGUACCAUCUGACUGCUGCCAAGCGCAAAACUACCGCUGUUGAGGAGGAAGAGACCGACCCACACAGCCACAAACCACUCAAGUCUGCAGUCUCUGCUCACCUUGUGUCUCUCUCUCUGCUGUGCAGGGGGCUCUGUUGUAGAGAUUUUUUCAGAGUGGGCAGAGGCAUCUACGAGGAUCUGUGUCGCCGUCUGCCCUUCUAUAUCUCGGACUUUACCGACGGCAUAGUGGGCAACAAUAAAGCACUAGUGAAGUAUAUGACAACGUCCAUUUUCCUCUACAUUGCCGUUCUGCUACCUGCCAUUGCAUUUGGAUCACUCAAUGAUGAAAGCACAAGAGGAGAAAUAGAUGUUCAGAGGACGAUCAUUGGGCAGAGUAUAGGUGGAAUCAUCUAUUCGCUGUUUGCUGGUUCUCCCCUCGUCAUUCCCCUAACUACUGCACCUAUUGCCAUCUUCAUCAGUGUAAUCAGAGAUAUCUGUGAUGAUUAUGACCUGGACUUUAGUGCGUUUUAUGCCUGCAUUGGUCUGUGGAACAGCCUGUUCCUCAUCAUUGGAGGUGUCUUCAACCUUAGUCUGCUCGUUAAGCUCUUCAAGAGGUCGAUAGAGGAGGUGAUAGCUAUGUUCAUUUCAGUUGCUUUUGUAGCAGAUGCUCUCAAAGGCACUGUCAAGAUCUUCCAUAAGUAUUACCAUCCUCCUACAUUGGCCAACGGUAGCAUAGAGGAGCUGCAUCGAAUAAGUGCAGGCUUGAAUGCAGGAGAGACGAACCUCACCGGGGCAGGGUUAUUGUCUCUCCCAGAAUCCUUUAUUUUGUGCACACGAGCACGGCCACUACUUUGCCUCCUUCUUAUGCUUGGGACCUUGUGGGUUGGGUACACACUAUACCAGUUUAAGAGAAGUCCUUUCCUGCAUGCAAAAAUGAGGGAGAUUCUGUCAGACUGCGCUCUGCCCAUCUCUGUGCUCAUUUUCUCCUACAUUGGCUCCUACAUCUUCAGUGACAUUGGCUUGCCCGUGUUUAACUAUCAAGAGGGUUCACUGUUCCGACUGGCCGCCUUGGAAAAACUAUCAGGAGUCAGUGUGGUAUGUGCCAUGGGGCUGGGGUUCCUCCUUGCUCUGCUCAUCUUUAUUGACCAGAACAUCGUGGUGUCCCUGACCAAUGCUCCAGAGAACAGGUUACUGAAAGGUACAGCCUAUCACUGGGACCUGACAUUGUCUGGCCUGAUUAAUAUUUUGAUGUCGUUGCUGGGUCUGCCUUGGAUGCACGCUGCUUUUCCUCACUCCACGUUGCAUGUGCGGCAGUUGGCCAUUGUGGAGGAACGUGUGGAGGGAGGACACCUUUAUGAGACUAUUGUAAGUGUGAAGGAAACCAGGGUAACAUCACUUUUGGCGAAUAUCCUGAUUGGUGUGAGUGUGUUCCUGCUGCCUGUCCCACUGCAGUGGAUUCCCAAACCUGUACUCUACGGCCUCUUCCUCUACAUCGCUCUCACAUCCAUCGAUGGCAAUCAGAUGUGUGACCGCAUGGCACUGCUACUCAAAGAACAGACAUCCUACCCCCCAACUCACUACAUCCGGAAGGUACCACAGAGGAAAAUCCAUUAUUUCACUUUCCUUCAGAUGGUGCAGCUGCUGUUCCUCUGUGCUUUUGGAAUGUACCCGCUCCCGUACAUGAAAAUGAUCUUCCCUCUGCUAAUGUUUAUCCUUAUACCUAUCAGGAAUUGUCUGCUGCCCAGGAUCAUUGAGGCCAAAUACCUGGACAUCAUGGACGCACAGCACAUGUAAACAUGUGCACCUUCACAAAAAAAAAAAAAAAAAAGGACUCUGGGAAUUGUAUUUUUGAAAUGCAAAACUCUGGGAGGAAAAACAGACUGAUUCUAGAGUUGUACAGCAGACAUUAUGGUGAAGCACUGUAACAGAAAAAGAGCAAGAGAGAGGAGGAGAAUAUAAAGCUUAAAAGGCUGACUAUAUUCCUGUCUGUUUGAUCUUAGUCAGUCACUGCUUCUCUCACUGUUUUCUCAUGCCAAAGCUUCUCUCUUUGGUUAAUUCUUACGUACCUCUGUCUCAUUAUGUGGAUCACUCACUUGAGUUCUAAAACCAUGAAUCACACAUCCUCGAAUACAGUGGCAGUUGAAUAUUAUACUGACAGGAAGAGCCUGGUGAUUGAUAAGCUCUUCUUGUAGAGUUUCUGUUAUCAUCCAAAAGGUCACUGAACAAGUGGAGUGAAGUGAAGUGGAUCUAUCUGUAGCAAUACCUCUUUGAUGUUGACAAUUCACACAUACAAAACAAACCGGAUGACCCUUCAUUACUUCACUUUCCUUCAGGUGAAGGGUCUCUCUCUGUCAGCUCAUACAUGACGUGAAAUCAUACUGUCGAUCAUGCACAAUCCGCCAGUGUCGUGGUGCAUAUCAUUGAUAAUGUGUGGUGCAUAUAUUAAGAACAAAGUCAAAACAAACCAAAAGAAUACACACACCCUGCUUGAUACUGUGUCUCAUAGCAAUACAGUGAUAUAGAAUAUGAAUAUUUUAGAUAUUUCUAUGAGAAAGAUUAUUAUUGGGGUUGAUAUAUUUCCAGGAUACAUGGUGUCAUGUGUUCAGAAUGUAACAUUAGUGCUGAUGUUUCAGGGAUAGGGCAACGGGUCCAGAGGAUGAGAGCUUCCCCACGUACACACUGCAGAACAAACUAUAAGACUAUAAGCUUUUGCAUAUUAUAAAACGUCACCACUGUUUGUCCUCAGAAUGCACAGAAACGCACACUCACACUCACACACACACACACACACACAAAGAUAAAUGAGAAUAGGCAUGUACUUAUAAACUCAAACUAGCAUGCUUGCUCACACACACACCUCCUGGCCCUACAUUACAAUAUAUAUAUAUAUAUAUAUAUAUAUA
Messenger RNA from Hemibagrus wyckioides, 3943 nucleotides. It is a transcript of the gene slc4a11, whose product is annotated as solute carrier family 4 member 11. Lineage: Eukaryota; Metazoa; Chordata; Actinopteri; Siluriformes; Bagridae. Gene Ontology annotation, molecular function: solute:inorganic anion antiporter activity. The record is from RefSeq and is a predicted model, not a curated record. The transcript is spliced from 22 exons. Gene Ontology annotation, biological process: monoatomic ion homeostasis; transmembrane transport; monoatomic anion transport. The coding region runs from base 162 to 2834 and encodes 890 amino acids. Gene Ontology annotation, cellular component: plasma membrane; basolateral plasma membrane.